GUGAAUUGCAAUGUCAAGCAAGCACGAACCUCAAGGCGUUGAUAUCGUCCUUCGGUCACAAACUUCGUCCCUCAAGCUCAAGGCAGCCACCAGUCACUCAACUUUGAAACAGAACCGCGUGCAGCCCUCCAGCGCUGAUGCGGAUAUCCAGAUGGCCGUUCCAGCCUUGCGCUCAAUGAGUGCCAUGAGAGGUCUCCUCCUAGCAGAAGUCGGGGACUCGAUGGUAGAGUUCGACGUGUAUGGAAAGCCUGGGGAAUCCGGGUACCGCGUUGGCCAACGCAUAGCAGCGGAGUCUCUCAUGCCUCCGGGAAGCUCAAAAUUUGCCCCACCACCCCGAAAGGUCCUUUCCGCCCCAGGUCCUGUGGUCGGAAGUAUGGCCAGCCUGGCCACCAGCGCGACUCUUUUCGACGUCGAUGCCGUCCCUGCCCGGAGCGGCCCAGAAAUCAAGCCCCUUCUCAGAAACUCGAAUUCCAGAUUGGAGCCCGGUGCAAUUGUCCACCCUCACCCGGCAUUACGCAACGCAGAUAGCAGCGGAGAUCUCGGCACCGAUUUCAAGCCCGUUGUGCGAGAAAAGGCAAGGUGGAGGUCGCGUGUAGAAGUGGACAUCAUACUCGAGAACCACACUUGUGUGCAAGGUAGCUACCUCAAGGGGACAGUCAAUAUUCACAUCAAAAAAGGCUCUAAGAAGGAUACACCAUUGCUGCUUUCUCAGGGGAAGGUCAGGGUCGUCGGAUUUGAGUGCAUAUCGCAGAAGGAUAGCAAGUGCACAUUUUAUAAAUACUCAGCUCUUCUAUCAGAAAUUGCUCCAACGUGGAAAGGUCUCUUCAAAUCACCACCCGAUGAGGAUGGCUGGGCCGAAGCGCAAGAGGGCGUCCACGUCUUUCCGUUCGUGAUGCUUCUUCCUCCAGAUAGUGGCUGCGGCAUGGCGAAAGGGGUAUUGAGCAUAAGCUCCGGAGUGGCGAUUAAAUACAUUGUUAUGGCAGAGAUCAAAGUCAAGGACUCCGCGACAUCCAAAGAAUCCAUCGUUCACUUCUCCCGCGACUGUGAGAUAUGGCCACGUCUAGACGUUGUCUCCACGCUUGCCACAAACUCCCGCCCAUUAGUCGCAGAGGUUGCCACUAGAGUGUUCAUGGGUGGCCCAGGAAAAAUCAGGUUGUCGGCCCGUAUCCACCGCUUCCACUGGGUCGCCGGCCAAAGUUGCACCGUUCAUUUCCGAGUGGUCAAUGACUGCAAGAAAUUAGUAAAAGGCGCCGCCAUUGCGCUAAUACGAACACUGACCGUGUUCAAGCCAAAACCGCACUUGGAUGCUGGGGAUGCUGAUCCGGAUGCUUGUCAAACCUCAACGAAGGCAAAGUGCGUGACGGAAAGCGUUCUUGAGUUGGGACAGCGUUGCUCUAAGGGACAUGCGAGCGCAAAAGGGUGGUGGACAGGUGUCGCUCCCGGUCAGACGAGCGAGUUCAACCACUCUGUGAUAUUACCGCCCGACGUUCACUCUAUUGCCCGAACACGACUGCUGGAGGUUGAGUACACGCUUCGCAUAAGUGUAGGAAUCGGACGAUGUUCCUCGGAUGUACACGUCAUCUUGCCAAUUCGAAUCGUCAACUUUCUUUCGCUCGACCCUCCACCUACGGCGCCACUCCACACUCAAAGCAGGCAACGCCCCAUGCCAGAGUUUACGAAGCGUGAAUCGUGGUACCGAAAGUCGCGUGCUACAAGCAGGGAUCUUGUAGAGACCGACGAGACGGUCCCUGGUAUGAAAUAUGCCAGGGACAUAACAAUUGCCACAGAGCCAGAUAACGUUGACGAGAUGCCCGUCUUGAAUGAAGAACAUCAUCAAAACCCGAACACCAGUGUAGAUUCGGCGUCUAUUUACUCACCUUCUCAGUCUGCGGACACCAUCGGACACCGUGAAAACAUUCUCCACCCCGUAUCCGAGGAAGAUGUCGAUCAAGAUUUGGGGACACCCAGUGGCACUGCGAGCUUCGCCAGACAUAUAACAGCUUCAAGCAGUGCGGUAGAACCUCAUAUCCUUGCGCGUCCUCGAGGACCCCGUUCGACACCGAUUCAGUUCCAACCCCCCCAGACCGAAAGCACGCCAAACACGACGUUCCUUUCUCGUCGCGUUGAGGAGCGAAUGCAGAGUCCAGGCGCAAGCUGGGUAAUUGUCAAGCCAUUUACAGACCAUCGAGCAGAUGCAAUCAAGACGCAGAAGUCACGAAUCUCGAACUUUGGGAGCUCGUCGAUGAUCCUUCCCAGACCACCUGCGAUAUUAGAUGACCCUGCGAUACGUCCAACGGCAUCAACGUUGCUCCCAGGCACCCGACGUGUGUGAUAGAAGGCGAUCUGUAGUGAUCUGUGAGUAGUUUGGGGUUUCGUGCGGAAGGGACAUAGUGUAACAGAGUUCAAACUUGACUCGUCAGAUGAUGAUAUAACCCUCCAACAAGUGAUUAAUUGGAACAAAGCUGUUAAUACAUGAUAUGAUUGUAGAUGAUGGCACUAGGAAGUCGAC
Suillus discolor is the source of this 2509-nucleotide messenger RNA. RefSeq lists its product as uncharacterized. NCBI's taxonomy places the organism in Eukaryota, Fungi, Basidiomycota, Agaricomycetes, Boletales, Suillaceae. Gene Ontology annotation, biological process: protein transport. The record is from RefSeq and is a predicted model, not a curated record. The coding region runs from base 11 to 2332 and encodes 773 amino acids. The transcript is spliced from 3 exons. Gene Ontology annotation, cellular component: cytoplasm.